Messenger RNA from Vairimorpha ceranae, 669 nucleotides. RefSeq names its product ngg1 interacting factor 3-like protein. Bases 1 to 669 code for a protein of 222 amino acids. The transcript has a single exon. Gene Ontology annotation, cellular component: mitochondrion; cytoplasm. NCBI's taxonomy places the organism in Eukaryota, Fungi, Microsporidia, Nosematidae. The record is from RefSeq and is a predicted model, not a curated record.
AUGUUAAUAACAGAUAUUGAAGAUAAAAUUAAUCAGAUAUAUCCUUUGUCGGGGGCUCAAGAAUGGGAUAAUGUAGGCGUGCUUGUAGAUACAGGUUCUUCUUCGAAUAAGGUUCUAUUGACUAUAGAUGUUACAGAGUUGGUCAUUGAUGAAUGUAAUAGAUUAGGAAUAAAGCAUAUUAUUAGUUAUCAUCCAGUGAUAUUUUCUGGCGUCAAAAAGCUUUUGAAAAAUGAUAUAGUAACAAAAUUAAUAAAAUUUGAUAUUAACGUUUUUUGUCCUCAUACUUCUUGGGACGAAGAAAUGAAUAGAUAUCUGUUUUGUCUUCUAGAUAAUCAAAAUGUAGAACAAGUUUUUGAUACAUUAAAGAACAAAAUUGGACUUAAACAUAUCAGAGUUGCCAAUAUGUCCGCAGGUCGUAAAAGUCUUGUAGUCGGGGUCGGUUCUGCUUUUAAAUAUCACGAAUACAAGAAUUCACUUAUUGUUACUGGUGAAAUGUCUCAUCACUGUCUUUUACAUUCUAUUAGACAUAAUAAUACAGUUAUUUUGUUAGAACAUUCAAAUAGUGAACGGGUUGUAUUACCAUAUUUUAAAGACAAACUGGAAAAAAUUUUACCAGAAUGUGAUAUUUUUAUAUCAAAAAAUGACAAAGAUCCUAUUGAUAUUUUAUAA